AUGAACAACAAUAAAGUAGAGAGUUUUGAAGAACUCAUAGUUAUUAAUAAAAAUGUUGAAGAGAUUAAUGUAAAUAUGAAAAAUAAAUAGCUUAGAUUAAAAGAGAUCGGAGAGAUAUUUAUGUACUUGAAUAGGAUGAUCAAAUUGGUAGAGCUAAGAUUAGAUUUAAGCUGCAAUGGAGUUAACUAGGAAACAAUUUAGUGCAUCAACGAUUCUUUCACGAAAAUGCUAAAUCUUUAAAAACUUUCAUUAGAAUUAAGUUAAAAUUAAUUAAGUGAUGAGGGAAUUUCUGAUCUAUCUACAGGUUUAAUGUAUUUAAAAAAUUUGACACACGUCAAUAUUGGAUUGAGGAUGAACCAAAUCACUCCUGUGGGAGCUGAAAAAUUUUUGCUGAAUUUAAAAGAAAAUAGUAACUUACAGCAUUUAGCUUUAUCCUUUAGGAAUAAUUACGUUGGCAACAAAGGAACAAAAUAAAUUGGAGAGCUAUUGAAAUCCAAUAAGAGUUUAAAACACUUUAAUUUGAAUAUAGGAAGAAACUUUAUUGGCUCUUAAGGACUAUCUGAAAUAUCUAAUGGCAUAAAAGAUUCUUCCAUGCUAGAAGUAGUCAGCUUAGAUUUAGGAGAAAAUAAUAUUGAAGAUGCAGGAAUUGAAGAAUUUGCAAAAUGUGUAAAAUAUUGCAGGAAUUUAAAAAGUCUUUCUCUAGAUCUAUGGAAUAAUUAAAUAGGAAACCAAGGAAUUUACUAAUUGUACAUAAAUCUAAAGCAUUGCAUCUAACUCAAAUAUCUAGCUCUCUUUUAUGAAAUUAAUAAGGUAGAGUCUCCAGACAUUUAAAAGUUUUUAAAACUAAGAAAACUAUCUCAAUUUAAGCACACUUUAAAUUGA
Tetrahymena thermophila SB210 is the source of this 882-nucleotide messenger RNA. RefSeq names its product kinase domain protein. The record is from RefSeq and is a predicted model, not a curated record. The transcript has 10 exons. Lineage: Eukaryota; Ciliophora; Oligohymenophorea; Hymenostomatida; Tetrahymenidae. Gene Ontology annotation, molecular function: protein binding.